GCUGUGCUGGCCUACAUGUAUCGAGGAUUAUGCCGAUGUUCUAUGGGCACGAGGGUAGAGGUCCCUGCAUUUUGCUCGCUUCUUCAGAUAUGGGUGUGGACUAGGUUGAGACCUUUUCAGCCCAUACCAGCUGACCCUCCCGCUGACUAUCUUACUGUCCCGAUGCCAUACGCGCGAAGAUGGUCGCGAGGCGUACGCCGACGUGUGGAGACGCACCACAGCCUUCUCCCGUUUAGGGAUCAGCUAGACCGCAUGACGGCGCAGACGGCUUUUAUAUGGACGCCGUAUGAUCAUAUUUUGGAUGAGCUGUCGGCGUUUUGUAGGGCUGGUCAGCACAUGUGGAUGUCGCGGUGUCCAUUGAUACAUAUGGAUAUCGUUGAGUAUCACGCGCCCGACCGCGUGUUACGGCAGUUUGGGUAUGUACAGAAUAUACCCGUGGCUACGGUUUGGGAGCAUGACCACUAUGCGAGGGACGAGCGUGCGGGCGUCGAUGAUGCAUGGCGACUCCAUAUGCAGCAGCAGGUCCAGAGUUGGGAUGUGAGGAUGGCGAGCCUAGCGGUGGUCGGACAUGACACUCUCAUCCAUGUGUACAUGGAGUGGUACAUGCGGAUCACUCGCAUCAUUAUUGGCAACCCCUCUAGGCGUCGUCCAGAUGGCCUGGGAUAUGUAGCUCUCGCAGGAGCGUACGAGGCGCUGGUAAGUUUUAUUAGUCUUAAACUUAAACCAUCGUCUUAUGUACUACUUUACAAAUUUAUUCAAUUGUUAAUAUUGACAAACAUAUGCAGGUACGGACCGUUCAGACGAUGCGCUAUGAGAGCACUGCCCGUACAGAGUCCCCCGAGACGGCGGAGUACACAACACGGAUGA
Molecule: messenger RNA, 867 nt
Organism: Lycium barbarum (goji berry)
Lineage: Eukaryota; Viridiplantae; Streptophyta; Magnoliopsida; Solanales; Solanaceae
Product: serine/threonine-protein phosphatase 7 long form homolog
Exons: 3
Coding region: 16-867 (283 amino acids)
Source: RefSeq, a predicted model, not a curated record